Messenger RNA from Lactuca sativa (garden lettuce), 1667 nucleotides. Its product is annotated as ACT domain-containing protein ACR4. The record is from RefSeq and is a predicted model, not a curated record. Lineage: Eukaryota; Viridiplantae; Streptophyta; Magnoliopsida; Asterales; Asteraceae.
GUUGUAUUUGCGUUUUGCACGUUCAUGUUCAUGUUCUCAUGUGUAAAAGAAACCAGAGCAAAUCUUCAUGCUUUUUGAGAGGGAAAACACGGUGAAAAUAGUUGGAAAGAAAGCGUGUGUUUGGUUUUGAUUUUGGUUUAUAAGAUUCAAGGAAUCACAACACAGAUCAUAUCAUCAUACACUUCUCGAAAUCGCAAUGGAAACCACUAACAGGACGUAUUCUCGAAACAUGGAAGACGAAUAUCAGAAAUUCAUUCGCAGAAUGAACCCACCUCGUGUAGUAAUCGACAACGAAUCCUGUAAAAACGCCACCAUCAUUCAGGUUGAUAGCGCCAACAAACAUGGCAUACUUUUGGAAGUUGUUCAAGUACUCACCGAUCUCAACUUCAUCGUUACCAAAGCUUACAUCAGUUCCGAUGGAGGCUGGUUUAUGGACGUCUUCAAUGUCACUGAUCAAGAAGGGAAUAAAAUCAGAGACCAAGGAAUCUUGGAUUACAUUCAAAAGGUUCUUGGCUCCGAUACAAGCUUUACCAAUUCCAUCGGAGUGACGUCAUCAACCGACCGGACUGUGAUCGAGUUAACCGGAAGUGACAGACCCGGUUUACUCUCCGAAGUGUGUGCGGUUCUCACACACUUAAAAUGCAACGUACUAAACGCCGAAGUUUGGACCCACAACACACGCGCCGCCUUCAUAGUCCAAGUCACCGACAACGAAUCCGGGUCAGCCGUAUCCGACCCGGAAAGACUCACCACCAUUAAACAAAUGCUUAGUUACAUUCUCGAAGGUAGCAACAAGGCUCGAGAGGCUAAAACGUCGGUGGUGUCUCAUGGUGUUGUUCACACUGAGCGGCGGCUCCACCAGAUGAUGCUGGCGGAUCGUGACUAUGAGAGGGGCUCCGGUGAUGGUGGUGAUGGUGAUACGCGGCGGCCGGAGGUGAAUGUUGUGAAUUGGUAUGAUAAAGAUUGUUCGGUGGUGAGUAUUAGGUGUAAAGAUAGGCCGAAGUUACUGUUUGAUACGAUUUGCACGUUAACCGAUAUGGAGUACAUUGUUUUUCAUGGCCAUGUGGAUGCUGAAGGACCAGAAGCUUACCAGGAAUAUUGUAUUAGACAUGUAGAUGGUUCACCGGUGAAAUCGGAGGCCGAGAGGGAAAGAAUGAUCCAAUGUAUCGAAGCAGCCAUCGAAAGAAGAGUGUCCGAGGGUUUGAAGCUAGAACUAUGCACAACGGACAGAGUCGGGCUUUUAUCUGACGUGACUCGAAUUUUCCGCGAAAACAGUCUCACAGUGACAAGAGCUGAGGUGGCAACACGUGGCGGGAAAGCAAUUAACACGUUCUACGUUCGUGAUGCCUCAGGCUAUUCAGUCGAUUCCAAGAUUAUUGAAUCAAUAAGGAAAGAAAUCGGUCAAACAAUGCUUAAAGUGAAAAACAAUCCUCAAGAUUCGAAUACAAGCCCUCAAGAAUCUCCCACUAGGUUUCUAUUUGGUGGUUUGUUUAAGUCAAAAUCUUUUGUUAAUUUUGGCCUAGUUAGGUCAUACUCUUGAGUAUUGAGGUAUAACUAUAUCGUCUGUAUAUAUCCGUCGUUUCUUUUCCUUCUUACGAUCCAAUUAACGUUGAAUCGGGAAAUUAAUGUAGUGUUGUUUGUGAAUAUAAUUUUUAACUUUUAUUUUA